CAUUCGUCAGUCGAUCAGCCAUCGUUGUUGUUCUCGGGUUGUUGGUAGAGAUGCGAGUUUUCGUGUGAAUAAGUACGAUUACAGUAGUUAUUUCUUCACGGAGCUGGAUUCAACAUAACUCCAAGAUGCGCACGACAUCGGACUUGGGCGCGAGCGUACCAGCGUUCCUUGCCAAGCUUUGGAAGAUGGUUGAGGAUCCGGAAACCGACUACCUUAUUUCCUGGUCACCUAAUGGAAAAAGCUUUUUCAUUAAAAAUCAAUCGCAGUUUACAAGCGAAUUAUUACCAUAUUACUACAAACAUGGCAAUAUGGCCAGUUUUAUACGACAGCUGAAUAUGUAUGGAUUCCACAAGAAGGUAUCUGUCGAAUUGGGCGGCCUAAAAUGUGAUAAAGAUGAAAUAGAGUUUGCGCAUCAGUACUUUUGCAAAGGUUAUCCUCAUUUAGUAGAUAACAUUAAAAGAAAAGUUACGUCUAACAAAAAUCAAGAUUUACUGCAUUCUUCUCUUAAACCAGAAGUAGUGAAUAUGAUAUUUACUGAGUUAAGAGAAAUGAAGGAACGUCAAAAUAGUAUGAAUGAUACUGUAAUGAAAAUGAAAAGGGAAAAUUCAACAUUGUGGACAGAAUUAGCGAUGUUGACACAAAAACAUUUGCAUCAGAAAGAACUUAUUGAUAGACUAAUUCAAUUUCUUGUUUCUCUCGUACAACCACCGAGGAGUGGAAUCUCUGUUAAAAGACGACGUCCAUUAAUGAUAAAUGAUUCAAGUCGUUUACAUAAACAAUUUAAAUUGUCUAAGUCGCAAGAGUCUCCUACAGGACCAAUAAUUCAUGAGGUUGAUACGGAACCUAAUGUGGAUUCAGAUUACAUUGUCAUUGACAUGUUGAAAAAUGAAAAUUCGACUGUUCAAAGUCCACAAGAACAUACUGAAAUACUGACAGAUGAGGAAAAUUCGAGAAAUGUAUAUACAUUUGAAGAUAUCAUUCAGAAUCUUAAAAUUGAGACAAAGAGGAAACGUGUUUGCAAAGAUAAAAAGAAGAGGAAAAACUCGAUGCCUGUCAAAAUUGUCAUUCCAGCAUUGGGAAACGGAAACAAAUCAACAAGAAAAAAAUUGCAUAUGCUUGAAAUACUUACUGAUGAAGAUGAGCAUGUGAGUUUACUGAAACAUGACUCCAUUGGUUCUAAACCAGUACCUACAGCGACUGUGCGUAGUUCUAAACUCGCAGCGAUGGCAGCAAGGAUUGAAUCUCAAGAUGCUGACAAUGAUGUGGAUUCAGUUGAUUUGGAGGAUACUAUGGAAGUUUUGGACAACAAUCCAUCAAUAGAGAAAUUAGAAAAUUUAAUCACCCCGGAAGUGUUAAUUAACUCGGAAAUGUUCCAUAAUAGUAAUAUUCAAAAUAAUAUUGAGAAUGAAGAAGAUAGUAACAGCAAUCCUAACAUGAAUAACAGAUUCAAUCAAAUGGAUAGCGAAAGAAUUAUUUUAGUGACAAAUAACAAUGAACAAUACAAUGAAAAUAAAAUAGUACAAUCACAAAAAGAAGAUAAUAGUUAUGACAGAGCAAGCGCAAGUUCAUUGAAGGAUUUAUUGGUGAGCCGUGUCAAUUCCUCUGGAAUGACUGAAGCUAAUUACAGAUUAGAACCAACGGAAGAACUAAACAAUCACGUAGAAACAACACAGAAUAAUUUGGAUACUUUCCGUGAAAUAUUGCUGAGUGAAAAUUGCAACUUGGAUGCUAAUACUUUUCUUGACGUAUUUAAUACUGAUGAUCCGUUUGGAUUAUCAAGUAAUUCAGAAUUAAAUCCAUAUUGUGGGAAAGAGGAAAAUAUUUCAGAUUCCGUCUAUGGAUCUACUGGUGUUGAAUUUAUGACAUAUAAUCCUCCAUUAGAAUUAAACGACGAUAUGUUUAUGGGAAAUAAUUCAAAUCUAUCAGAUUUACAGAUGAAUGGUUAUACACAUUCUAUGAAUUAUGAGAAUUCGAAGAAACUUCUUGAUGAUCUGAUAGCCAAUAAUACGGAUUCGUAAACAUUAUCAACUAAGAG
Messenger RNA from Mycetomoellerius zeteki, 2035 nucleotides. Its product is annotated as heat shock factor protein. Gene Ontology annotation, molecular function: DNA-binding transcription factor activity; sequence-specific DNA binding. Bases 126 to 2018 code for a protein of 630 amino acids. The record is from RefSeq and is a predicted model, not a curated record. The transcript is spliced from 11 exons. Lineage: Eukaryota; Metazoa; Arthropoda; Insecta; Hymenoptera; Formicidae. Gene Ontology annotation, biological process: regulation of DNA-templated transcription.